CCUCUGCUUCAUUUCCCUUCGCAGGCCGCUUCAGUUUCUUUUGCAAGCCCUAGCACAAGGAGGGAAAGACACACAGAGACCUACCCGUUUUAAACGUUUUCAUCAACAUGAUGGAUGUGUCUCAGAGCGAUUUCGAUCGCCUCAUGUUCUUCGAGCAUGCUCGGAAGACCGCCGAGGUCAACUAUGCCAGGGACCCGCUCGACGCAGAUAACCUAACGAGAUGGGGUGGAGCGCUUCUUGAGUUGUCACAGUUCCAGAAUCUCCCAGACACGAAGAAGAUGAUAAAAGAUGCCAUUUCGAAGCUGGAGGAGGCAUUGCUAGUUAAUCCAAGAAAGCAUGACACGCUCUGGUGCUUAGGAAAUGCACACACUUCUCAUGCCUUUCUAACUCCUGAGCACGAGGAAGCCAAGGCUUACUUUGAAAAAGCGUCUCAAUAUUUCCAGCAAGCAGUAGAUGAAGAUCCUGGAAAUGAGAUCUAUCUCAAGUCUUUAGAGCUGACCGCUAAGGCUCCUGAAUUGCAUGUGGAGAUCCAUAAGCAUGGUCUUAGUCAACAGACAAUGGGGGGAGGAUCUUCAACUUCUUCGAGUGCAAAUAGUUCGAAGAAAAAGAAAAGCAGUGACCUCAAGUAUGAUAUAUUCGGAUGGAUAAUACUUGCAGUCGGCAUCGUCGCUUGGGUAGGUAUGGCAAAAUCUCAUGUUCCUCCACCACCUCCAAGAUAAGGGGAGAAUUUUCAGGCCUCUCUGGAUGCCGGUUUAGAGGUGUUUCAAAUGAUUACAGAGUGGUUUGAUUUCAAUCACUGGUUUUCCAAGCGAAGCUGUGUAGAAAAUUGAGUAACAUGAGAAUUUUUUCCUGUAAUUUUUAGUUAAGCAAUUGGCACACCUAGUAUCUUUAUAAGAAUUCGGUUUUGUUAUAUUUCCUCGUCUUUUGGUUGGAAGGGUCUAGUAUGUAAUAAGUUCUGGUUAUGGUACGUACAAGAUGGAGCCUUGGGAUUGUUGGAACUUUGGAAAAUCUAUUCAUUCAGAUGUUAUCUCUGAGAUUCACA
Molecule: messenger RNA, 1042 nt
Organism: Nelumbo nucifera (sacred lotus)
Lineage: Eukaryota; Viridiplantae; Streptophyta; Magnoliopsida; Proteales; Nelumbonaceae
Product: mitochondrial import receptor subunit TOM20-like
Biological process (GO): protein insertion into mitochondrial outer membrane
Cellular component (GO): mitochondrial outer membrane translocase complex
Molecular function (GO): protein binding
Source: RefSeq, a predicted model, not a curated record